This is a messenger RNA of Populus trichocarpa (black cottonwood), 2223 nucleotides long. Its product is annotated as putative 3,4-dihydroxy-2-butanone kinase. The transcript has 20 exons. Gene Ontology annotation, cellular component: cytosol. Gene Ontology annotation, biological process: glycerol catabolic process. Lineage: Eukaryota; Viridiplantae; Streptophyta; Magnoliopsida; Malpighiales; Salicaceae. The coding region runs from base 161 to 1948 and encodes 595 amino acids. Gene Ontology annotation, molecular function: ATP binding; glycerone kinase activity. The record is from RefSeq and is a predicted model, not a curated record.
CACCCAAGUAAAAUAUCCCAUUAUUAAAACAAAUAAUAAAAAACCCCCCCUUCCCCUCUCUCUUUCCCUCCCCCCUCUCUAAAGCUAUACAUUCGUCGUUCAGUACUGCUUGCUGCACUAAAAGUCCUCAUUUUGAUUACCGAAACGACGACGACGCGCUAUGGCUUCUCAAGGAAAGAAACUCAUUAACGACCCUAACGAUGUUGUAACUGAGUUCAUUGAAGGUCUUGUGGAAACCUACCCUGGAUUACAGUACCUGGAUGGCUUUCCGGAGGUUAAGGUUGUGUUACGUGCUGAUCAUGCGAGUGCUAUGCUUGACAAAGUUGCGAUUAUAUCAGGAGGAGGAAGUGGGCACGAACCUGCCCAUGCUGGAUUUGUCGGAGAAGGGAUGCUAAGUGCUGCUAUCUGUGGAGAAGUUUUUACUUCCCCCCAAGUUGAUGCAAUUCUAGCUGGUAUCCGAGCUGUAACUGGUCCGAUGGGAUGUCUUCUGAUUGUCAAGAAUUAUACUGGCGAUCGUCUAAAUUUUGGUUUGGCUGCUGAGCAAGCAAAAUCUGAAGGUUAUAAAGUAGAGACUGUAAUUGUUGGAGAUGACUGUGCUUUACCUCCACCUCGAGGCAUAGCUGGACGAAGAGGGUUGGCGGGGACUAUUCUUGUUCAUAAGGUUGCUGGAGCUGCAGCUGCUGCUGGCCUUUCUCUUGAUGAAGUUGCUGCAGAAGCGAAACGUGCAUCUGAAAUGGUUGGAACAAUGGGUGUUGCAUUGUCAGUCGGUACACUGCCUGGUCAGGUUACAUCAGAUCGUUUGGGCCCAGGAAAGAUGGAACUAGGUCUUGGAAUUCAUGGUGAACCUGGUGCUGCUUUAGCGGACCUUCAGCCUGUCGAAGUGGUGGUUUCUCAUGUUCUUCAACAAAUUCUAUCACCGGAGACUAACUAUGUCCCAAUUACUCGCGGCAAUAGAGUGGUACUCUUGGUCAAUGGACUAGGCGCCACCCCUGGUAUGGAGUUAAUGAUUGCAGCAGGAAAAGCAGUUCCUCAGUUGCAGCUUGAACAUGGAUUGGCUGUCGAUAGAGUGUAUACUGGAUCUUUUAUGACUUCCCUUGAUAUGGCAGGAUUCUCAAUUUCCAUAAUGAAGGCAGAUGAACCAUUUUUGCAACGAUUGGAUGCUGCUACCAAGGCUCCAUACUGGCCUGUUGGAGUAGAUGGUAAUCGCCCACCUGCCAAGAUACCUGUUCCACUGCCACUGUCUCAUUCAGCAAAGAGUGAUGAGUCUUUAAGUCGGCCGCAACAGCUUAGUGAACAAGGGCAUCUUCUUGAGGUGGCUAUUGAAGCAGCAGUGAAUGCGAUCAUUGAUCUUAGGGACAAUUUAAAUGAAUGGGAUGGCAGAGUAGGUGAUGGUGACUGUGGAUCAACAAUGUAUAGGGGUGCAACAGCAAUUCUAGAGGACAUGAAGAAGCAUUAUCCCUUGAAUGAUGCUGCAGAAACAGUGAACGAAAUUGGAUCAUCUAUCAGAAGAGUUAUGGGAGGAACCAGUGGAAUUAUAUAUACCAUAUUCUGCAAGGCAGCUUGUGUGCAGUUGAAAGCAAACACCCAGUCAGUUGUCGCAUCGAAACAAUGGGCUGAAGCACUUGAAGCUUCCAUAGCUGCAGUCAGUAAAUAUGGUGGCGCUAGUGCUGGAUUUCGCACAUUGUUAGAUGCCCUUAUUCCAGCUUCAGCUGUUCUUCAGGAGAGGCUAAAUGCCGGGGAUGAUCCUUGCACUGCUUUUCUUCUCUCAUCUGAAGCAGCAGUGGCUGGAGCCGAAUCAACCAAACACAUGCAAGCACAGGCUGGUCGCUCAACAUACAUCUCCUCAGACAUUCUUGCCACCGUGCCUGACCCUGGGGCCAUGGCUGCAGCUGCAUGGUAUAGAGCAGCUGCCAUAGCUAUCAAAAACAACUACCAGCUUCAUGAGUAGAUUGCAUCCGCUUUUCUCUCCAAUUUGAACUCCUUUUCACUGCAGAUUUAAACAAAGAGCUAUUUUUUCCUCAUGAUUGUAUGCUACAGCCCAACUAAUCAGGCUUUCCGCUUUUGCAAAUUUUGCUCGCAUAGCUCUGAGAGAGAUUUUUAUCCAUACCGUCUUAAAAUCUCUAGAAAAAUUUAAAUUCCAGAGAUUGAUCAAAUCUUACAAGAGAUGACAGUAAUAUGUUUCCGGACUGUUUACAAUACCAGUCACAGGAAUUUAGACUUUUA